This is a messenger RNA of Panicum hallii, 1125 nucleotides long. Its product is annotated as sec-independent protein translocase protein TATB, chloroplastic-like. NCBI's taxonomy places the organism in Eukaryota, Viridiplantae, Streptophyta, Magnoliopsida, Poales, Poaceae. Bases 70 to 807 code for a protein of 245 amino acids. Gene Ontology annotation, cellular component: membrane. Gene Ontology annotation, biological process: protein transport by the Tat complex. The transcript is spliced from 6 exons. The record is from RefSeq and is a predicted model, not a curated record.
GGCUGCAGCUAAGCUAACGGAGAAAGCCGCCGCCAGCAAUCCUAUCUCCAACCUGUGAACCCCAACCAAAUGACGCCGACGGCGAGCCUCCUCCUCCCGGCUCCCCCCUUUGUCUCCAUCUCCGAUGUGCGCCGCCUCCAGUUCCUCCCGCGCGGCCGCCGCCGGCCUCUCCUCUGCUGGAGCGGCGCGGAGUGGGGUUCUGUGCCUGUGCGGACCCAGAUGCUGUCUUCUUUCGUCGGGAGCAGAAGAUCGAGCCGCAGAAGCGUUAUCUGCGCUUCCCUGUUUGGAGUUGGAGCUCCCGAAGCACUGGUCAUUGGAGUGGUCGCCUUGUUGGUGUUCGGCCCCAAGGGUCUAGCAGAGGUAGCCAGGAAUUUGGGGAAGACUUUACGUGCUUUCCAACCAACCAUUAGAGAGUUACAGGAUGUAUCAAGGGAGUUCAGAAGCACUCUUGAACGAGAAAUUGGAAUUGAUGAGGUUCCCCCUUCCACGAAUUAUAGGCCCACAACCACGAAUAACAACGAACAACCUGCUGCCGACCCAAAUGUUAAGCCUGAAACUGUACCUUAUACUAGCGAGGAACUCAUGAAAGUAACUGAAGAACAAAUUGCUGCAUCAGCGGCUGCUGCCUGGAAUACUCAACCUGCCCCAUCACAAGAGCAAGAAGCAGCACCCCCAACUCAAAGUACCAACACUGCUAUAUCAGGAGGUAAUGAUGGUCCUGCAGCUCCUGCUCCUGCAACCGAGUCUGGUCCAAGCGAAGCAAAUCAGUCUGAGAAGGCGGAAAGCGAGCGAAGCAAAUCAGUCUGAGAGGCGGAAAGCGAGCGAUAAAGCCAGUGGAUAGGAAGAGCAAAUCAGGGUGAGGAGUUUUGCUCAGUUUUUUCCUGAGGCGGGGGAGAGUUGUAUGAAAUGCUUUCAGUGCUUAGGCUUAUUCUGCUUAUCUUGCGCUGCUGUAGUAGAUGUUGAAGAAGGCUGUGUAUAUUUCCUAGUAGUGCGUCUCACGCUGCCACGGAUGCUGCUUGUGCCGUCGUCGGCCUUGUAACAUUUCUGAGCCUGUCGUAGCCACGAGAGUUUGUUGUAUGGUGCAGUGAUUUUAAUCAUGAUUGAAUGGAGAGGCGAUUGAUCCCA